AUGCCAGAAAUAACGUCUCCUUUGGCACCACCACCGUCGUUGGCAUCUUCGGAACAACAAGAACAAGGGUAUGCCGAGAAGGCAUUAUUGAACCAUUUAAUAGAACUGAGAAAGAGUCAUAACAAAGCAGGAAUAACCUUAUCAGUGUUACCUAUUUUUUUCGCAUUAUCGUUCUGCUCUUCGGGAACGUAUUGGGUCUUUCUUUGUGUGGCGGCUGCGGAAAUUGCUUUUCAAAUAGCAUUAAAUACAAUCAUCACGAGUACUCUAAGAGGAUUUUUGGCAACGAAUAUCGUGCGAAUUUUUGGCAUGAUUCUGGUCCAAAUAUUAGUGUACAUGCUAUUCGGCCCGCAUUUUCCUUACCAUGUUCUUUCUACUUUCAAAAUUCUCAUCACUACAAAGAAUUUUUGUUUCAAUUUGAGGUUUAUGCUUUUGGCAGGAUUUGCUCUUGUAUUGGGCUCAUGUACAGCCAUGCUCAUUUCAUUUUGGAAUUGGAAAGAAAAUAUGACGCAAUUGGAAAUUGGACACUUUUACUCGAGACUAGCAGAAGUAUUUAUUUUGCAAGUGGGUGUUACUUUGGGAGCAUACAUGUUCUCGGAUGCAUUAUUCAAAACGAAUCAAGAAUUCACAAAACAACAAGUGGAAAUUGCAAAAGAAAAAGUGAGAAGUUCAGAAAAAACAAAAUUCAUUGCUAAUUUGAGUCAUGAAGCAAGAAAUCCUCUCCAUUGCAUAACGGGAAGUUUGCAAGUGUUGCAUCACCAAUUUGAAGGUGAGAAAUGUGUUAAUGGCUGUAAGCAUUGCAUCCUAAAAAACUCUUCAAUUUCUGAAACGAUGGAAGAUAUUAAGGAAAAUGCCAAUUUACUCUUACAUAUCUUAUCUUCAUCUCUACAGAUGAGCUCUCUUGAAAUUGGAUCAACAGUAAUGAAAUCAGAGCCAUUUUCAAUAGUUGCUCUGGUGGAUUCGUUAGUUGGCCUCUUUUCUCAUCUUUCUCAUGAAAAGAAAAUUGCGUUACAUGCUUUUUGUAAUGUUUCUUCUUUACCAUCAACCCUCAAAGGAGAUUCGAUUCGAAUUAGCCAGGUAGUAAUGAAUUUGAUUUCGAACGCCAUUAAAUAUACAAAACAUGGAUACGUGAGAGUGAACUGUGAUAUUUGCACUGAGCAAGAUUUAACAGAAUUUGACAAGAACAUUCGCUCUCGAUUGGCUCAAAAUUCCACUUUUGUUAAACUUGAAUGUAUUGAUACAGGAUGUGGUAUUUCACAAGAUCAAAUCCAUAACUUGUUUCAGCCUUUCCAUAUAAUAGAAAAGCAUGAAGACAUCAAAUUAGGAUUUGAUCAAUAUUUUAAGCAAACAGAAAACAUUAACAAAUUAGGAGAGGGUGGAAGUAGUUUGAUAUACACCAAUAGAAAUGGGCUUGGGUUGAGUAUUGCAAAGUUACUCGUUGAUAAAAUGAAUGGCCAAAUAACGGUUAAAAGUGUAGCUAAUGAAGGAACCACUAUGACCAUAAUUUUACCACUGGAAAAAGCAGAAGGAAACCAUGACCUCAAAAUCCCUUUAGAAGCGAAUCCUACUAAAACAGCCUGGAUCAUUGAUAGUGAUGGAUGCUUUAGAGAUGUGUUAAAAUGCUAUCUAAAAUUAUUUCAACUAUAUCACGAAAUUCUUGAAUUCGAGAACAGUCAAAACAUUGCAUCAUUAUUGCAGACAACCACUCCAGAUAUUGUAUUUCUUGUGGAAUCAGAGUUUGAGCGUAUAUGCAACGAAUGUCCAACCCUCAAUUUUGUCAUAACCACCGAUCGAGGAGCAAGACGCAAAUAUUCAGAUUCAUGCUAUCUUUCAAAGCCAGUGAGAUUUAAUGAUCUUCGAGAGACAUUAGAGAACUUCAUAGAUGUAGAUGUUCACAAGUUGAAAAACGACGAAGAAACAAGACAAUUCAAAGAACUCGACGCCAAUGAUAACGACAUCAAAUUUGAUGAAUAUUCUGUCUUGCUUGCUGAUGACAAUGAUGUGAACAGGAAAGUACUUGAGAAAAUGCUGAAAAUAAUUGGAUUUAAGGACAUAGAUCAAGCAAAGGAUGGUAUGGAAUGUUUUGAGAAAUACAAACAUAAAUCAUACAAUCUGAUUCUAUUAGACUGUGUGAUGCCAAUUUUGAGUGGUAAAGAAGCUUGUGAAAUGAUACGACGAGCAGAGCGCCAAGGCAAUUAUCACACAACAGCAAGUAUUGUUGCUGUAACUGCGAACACAUGGGAAUUGAAAGAACAGCUGUUGUCUCAAGGUUUUGAUGAAGUUGCAUACAAGCCAAUAAUGUUACAAAGUUUUAAGGAGCUCUUGGUGAAAGUACUGAAGAGCAAACGGUAA
Messenger RNA from Naegleria lovaniensis, 2349 nucleotides. RefSeq lists its product as uncharacterized. Lineage: Eukaryota; Heterolobosea; Eutetramitea; Acrasida; Naegleriidae. The coding region runs from base 1 to 2349 and encodes 782 amino acids. Gene Ontology annotation, molecular function: phosphorelay sensor kinase activity; histidine phosphotransfer kinase activity. Gene Ontology annotation, biological process: phosphorelay signal transduction system; protein autophosphorylation. The transcript has 2 exons. The record is from RefSeq and is a predicted model, not a curated record.